AUAGCAGCGCCGCAACGAGCUCGGUUCAGAUCCAGCCAUCAAAGCUCUUCAUUGAGAAAAAUCCACAGGCGAGUUUUCCUCUGAGGAGCUGCAGGCGAUGUAGGGGAGAAACCUGCGUCGAGUUCACCCCACAGUGCCAAGAAACUUCGCUAACUGUAGUGAAGACUCCUGCAACAUGGAUGGAUUUUAUGACCAGCAGGUCCCUUUCAUGGUUCCUGAAAACAAAUGUCACACGGAAGAUUCGCUGAAAUGUGUCGAUGACAGGAAAAGGAAGUUCAUGGACACAGAGCUGGCUCAGGACACAGAAGAGCUUUUCCAGGAUCUGAGUCAACUCCAAGAAAUAUGGAUUGCAGAAGCUCAGGUUCCUGAUGACGAGCAGUUUGUCCCAGAUUUCCAGUCCAAUAACUUGAUGUUUCAUGGACCACCUUUCAGCAAAGUGAAACGAGAGCCCAGUCCGUCCACAGACCUGUCUCCCUGCAGAACCCCUCAUGCUGACAUGUGCCUUUACAGUUACAGUGCCUGUGACAAGAAGCCAGCCCUGACUUCAGCCUCCACGUCUGCAGCGCCGCGUGGACCUCCACCAUUACAGAGGCAGCUACAGCCCCCCACCCCACGGCUCAGCGCUAACUGCCCCCCAAGCCACGCUCCCUCCCCUCGCCCCUCGCAGCACCACAGCCUCCCAUCAGUCAACCAAAACCGGCAGUUUGCUCUGCCGCACCCCCCCGUCGGCUGUCCCAGCACCGCUUUUGGCGCAGAGCAAAAGUUCCAACGGCAGCUGUCCGAUCCCUGCUUGUCCUUCCUCCCCCCGGAGAAGAUUGCAAACACGCCGUACCACCUCUCGAACCACGACGGGCGCCCACUCUACCAGCGCCACCUUUCAGAGCCCCUGGUUCCCCACGGUUUUAAACAGGAGCCACUGGACCCGCGAUACCCAGAACCAGGGCCCCCUCGUGCAGGUGUGGCUGGACCGCAGAGCACCUUCAGUCAUGUCACCGUCAAACAAGAGCCCAGAGACUUUGCCGUUGACUCAGAGGUUCAAGCUUGUCAGUCAUCAUUUGGGAAGUCUCCAGUUUUAUACCAGAAUCACAACAUGGGAUUUGGUCAAGACCGAGAACCACAUUUAUACUACGAUGAUGCCUGUGUCGUACCAGAAAGACUGGAAGGUAAAGUGAAGCAGGAGGGCCUGCCGUACCAGCGUCGUGGUUCUCUGCAGCUCUGGCAGUUCCUACUCACGCUGCUGGACAACCCAGCUAACGUACACCUGAUCGUGUGGACCGGACGCAACAUGGAAUUUAAACUGAUCGACCCAGAAGAGGUGGCUCGGCUGUGGGGGAUCCAGAAGAACAGACCAGCCAUGAACUACGAUAAGCUGAGUCGCUCCCUGAGGUACUACUACGAGAAGGGCAUCAUGCAGAAGGUGGCCGGGGAGAGGUACGUCUACAAGUUUGUGUGCAACCCAGAGGCGCUGUUCUCCAUGGCUUUCCCCGACAACCAGAGGCCGAGUCUGAAGGCCGACCCCGACGCCCCCCUGCCCCCCAGCGAGGAGGACGCCCUGCACCUGCCCAGCUACGAGGACGAGGGUCCGUACCUGGCUGAAGCAGGGGAGCAGUGCGUCCAGGGCCUGGCGUUCCCUGAAGGCUACCCUUAUUAAACCAGCAGCCUCUCUCUCAUUUACAGGAGGAGCCUGGAGCUGAGAGUUUCAGCGUAUCUUAUGUUUGUGACGCAUUUAUCCGAUUUCUUUUUAGCCUCCUUUGCUUAAAGUUUGAAGAUAAAAUUGUGAUUCUACUUGAUGCUGAGAAUCUAAAUGUCUGGGACAUUUGAACUUGCUGCUGUUGGGAAAUACAGUUGUGUGUUCAAAUGUACUAUUAAUUAGGAUGUUUUUUUGUUACUGUUGUUCAAGCACUGCUGUUUGCUUGAAAUUGGACAAUUUGUAAUAAUUUAAGGCCAAACAUUCAUGUUUUAGUGCUAAACACGUUUUGUAAGUAAACUUUACUUUUUAUGAGAGUACUAAAAGAAAAAGAAAGCGAGUAAAGAUUGUGAGAUGCAACAAUGAUUUCAAGAAUUUAACAUGAAGUCAGCAAAGAAUCAAUUUACAGCACCAUCUUAUAAUGCGAGCUGUAAUUGGAUACGCUAGCUAACAGACUGCUACUACGUAUCUCUUUAUGCAAGGACAUAUUCCCUAAAUAUUUUUCUCUUAUAAAAUGAUAUUUUUUUUCAUUCUAAAAUUGUGAAUAUGCUCAUACAAAAACUAAUUUCUUCUCAUAGUAUUCUGACUUUUCCCUCAAAGGGUUCCACCCAUAUUCCUUGUAUUACUAUCCCAUCAAGUUUGUACUUAGCUCAGCCGUCAUUGUAGCCCUGAGCGUACGUCAACUCUGGGAUCUGUGUUUCAACCAAAAACUAUCUCAAAGCCAUGGCACUCUCAACUUUACUGAGUCACUGGGUUGUUCUGAACCUUAUUCUGCUUGAAAGGGACAUAUAGAUUUUCCAGAUGUUCUAGUCCUUCUAUUAACAAAUAUACACACACACACUAUGAUGUCCUUUGUGUAAUUUUCUUGUUUUUCAAACUAAUAUCUUGCCAUUUUAUGGACCAGUACGUUUUUCUUAAUGUUUUUUUGACAAAGGUACUGCUUUUUGAUUUUGUAACAAUCUGCUAAUAAUAAGGAUGGACUUUCUUAUGAGCAGUUCACUAGUUACUGUAGUAGGAUAGUUGUCAGCAUUUUGUAUAGUUGAUUUGCUUUGGUGUCCGUAUAAUUAUAUAUGAAUAUAUUUUUGCAAAAGACUGCAUUUGCUUGGCGUUGUACUAUAAGCUGCACUGUUUAGCGGCCUCUCCCCGGUGGAACGACUUUUACCCUCUGAGUCCUGCAGAUAGACACUAGAUGUAACAAUAUAUUUUGCUAUUUGAUCACAGGCUGCAGAACGAUAGUGACGCUGGUGUGACGUCUACCCUCAGAUACUGUACGCGUGCCUUCUGUUGAUCUUUACUUAUACAUUAAACUGAUUUGCUUUCUGGA
Molecule: messenger RNA, 3011 nt
Organism: Betta splendens (Siamese fighting fish)
Lineage: Eukaryota; Metazoa; Chordata; Actinopteri; Anabantiformes; Osphronemidae
Product: ETS translocation variant 5-like
Exons: 13
Coding region: 176-1651 (491 amino acids)
Biological process (GO): regulation of transcription by RNA polymerase II; cell differentiation
Cellular component (GO): nucleus
Molecular function (GO): DNA-binding transcription factor activity, RNA polymerase II-specific; sequence-specific DNA binding
Source: RefSeq, a predicted model, not a curated record